This is a messenger RNA of Saccostrea cuccullata (small rock oyster), 882 nucleotides long. RefSeq names its product craniofacial development protein 2-like. The transcript has a single exon. The record is from RefSeq and is a predicted model, not a curated record. Bases 1 to 882 code for a protein of 293 amino acids. NCBI's taxonomy places the organism in Eukaryota, Metazoa, Mollusca, Bivalvia, Ostreida, Ostreidae.
AUGAACACGUCUCAUAAGCCAUAUCCUAUACUUCCAGCUCCGAGAGUGAGAAGGAACCCUGCCACCAAUAAGGAAGCUAGUCGCUCUCAACAGCGACGGAAUGAAGAUGUCGCCAUAAACCGGAACUCUCGGGGGGUAGCAUCUGAAAACAGUGGACGUAUGAAGGCAUUUUUACGUUGUAAGGAAACAACUAGCAUUGUAACCUACAACGUCAACACACUACUUGAUGAGGAUAAGAGGUGGGAAUUACAGCAUUGCAGACAUUGGCAGUACAUAGGAAUUCUCGGUGUGCAGGAGCAUCACAUCAUUCACUCUGACCACAUUGAUUAUACCAAGUUUGACACAAGCACUCUAGUGACUUCAUUUGGAUGGAGAAACAAAUCCCAAGCAGCACAAGAUGGGGUUGGACUACUCUUAGACAGGAAAGCUAGAAAAUCUCUACUGAAAGUGGUACCAUCUAAUUAUAAGAGCGGAAGAAUACUAGUAGCUGCAUUUGAUGGAAAUCCUCGUACAACCGUAAUACUUAUCUAUCCACCUACCAACUGUGCAGAGGAAUCUGUCAUUGAGGAAUUCUACACAGAGCUAAGAAACGUACUCCAGGAUGUCCUUGCCCACAACUUCCUUGCAGUCAUGGGAGAUUUCAAUGGUAGACUAGGCCCUGCGCAAACAAACAGAAGUGGAAACUAUCUUGCUGAAAUUCUCGUUGAAUUCAGACUACUAGCAGCAAACGCACAGUUCAAGAAACGCCCUGGAAAACUCUUCACAUUCAAAUGUAGAGCAUCCAGCACACUGAGACAUUUUGACUAUAUUCUUGUCCGUCAAAAAUGGAGAAAUAGUGUUCAUAAUGCAGAAGCGUACAACUCCUUCGGUAGUGUAGUCUGA